Dermochelys coriacea (leatherback sea turtle) is the source of this 4768-nucleotide messenger RNA. RefSeq lists its product as uncharacterized. The transcript is spliced from 8 exons. Lineage: Eukaryota; Metazoa; Chordata; Testudines; Dermochelyidae. The coding region runs from base 1 to 3633 and encodes 1210 amino acids. The record is from RefSeq and is a predicted model, not a curated record.
AUGGCCAGAGUGCUGGCACUAAUUCCACUGCUGGCGCUGGUAGCUCCAGCCGCCUGCCUGAAGUGCAAAUCCUGCCACGGGGAGUUUGGCUGCUCGGUGGAGACAGAAGUGACGUGCAGCGAGGGGGAAUCCAGCUGCCGGACAGCUGUGCGCAGCGCCGCCGUGUGUGAGUCCGGGGGGGCUGGGCGGCUACCCCCGGCUGGGACUGGGGGCGCGGACGGCUCGUGGGCGCUGGGGGAGAGGGCCUUCCUGCGCUUCCAGGCCCUGUCCAAGGGCUGCGCUCGCCGCUCGCGGCCGGACGAGGCGCUGGCGCUGAGCUCGCACCUGCUGGCGCUGGCCUACCGCGCCUGGCACUGCCAGGGCGACCGCUGCAACGCCGCGAGCCUGGGUGAGCCCCCCUUGGGCCCCCCCGGGCCCUGCCCCGCGGGCCCCCCUGUCCCAUGCACCCCCUGCCCGCGGCACUGCCAGGGCGACCGCUGCAACGCCGCGAGCCUGGGUGAGCCCCCCUUGGGCCCCCCCGGGCCCUGCCCCGCGGGCCCCCCUGUCCCAUGCACCCCCUGCCCGCGGCACUGCCAGGGCGACCGCUGCAACGCCGCGAGCCUGGGUGAGCCCCCCUUGGGCCCCCCCGGGCCCUGCCCCCCAGCUCCCUGCCCCGCGGGCCCCCCUGUCCCAUGCACCCCGUGCCCGCGGCACUGCCAGGGGGACCGCUGCAACGCCGCGAGCCUGGGUGAGCCCCCCUUGGGCCCCCCCGGGCCCUGCCCCGCGGGCCCCCCUGCCCCAUGCACCCCCUGCGCCCGGCACUGCCAGGGCGACCGCUGCAACGCCGCGAGCCUGGGUGAGCCCCCCGUGGGCCCCCCCGGGCCCUGCCCCGCGGGCCCCCCUGUCCCAUGCACCCCCUGCCCGCGGCACUGCCAGGGCGACCGCUGCAACGCCGCGAGCCUGGGUGAGCCCCCCUUGGGCCCCCCCGGGCCCUGCCCCGCGGGCCCCCCUGUCCCAUGCACCCCCUGCCCGCGGCACUGCCAGGGCGACCGCUGCAACGCCGCGAGCCUGGGUGAGCCCCCCUUGGGCCCCCCCGGGCCCUGCCCCCCAGCUCCCUGCCCCGCGGGCCCCCCUGUCCCAUGCACCCCGUGCCCGCGGCACUGCCAGGGGGACCGCUGCAACGCCGCGAGCCUGGGUGAGCCCCCCUUGGGCCCCCCCGGGCCCUGCCCCGCGGGCCCCCCUGCCCCAUGCACCCCCUGCGCCCGGCACUGCCAGGGCGACCGCUGCAACGCCGCGAGCCUGGGUGAGCCCCCCUUGGGCCCCCCCGGGCCCUGCCCCGCGGGCCCCCCUGUCCCAUGCACCCCCUGCCCGCGGCACUGCCAGGGGGACCGCUGCAACGCCGGGAGCCUGGCUCCCUGCCCCGCGGGCCCACCUGUCCCAUGCACCCCCUGCCCGCGGCACUGCCAGGGGGACCGCUGCAACGCCGGGAGCCUGGCCCCAGAGCCGGCCACCCCCAACCAACUGAGCUGCCAUGCCUGCACCUCCCAGGGCGCCUGGUGCCCGCCCUCUGCCCGCACCCAGCUGGGGUGCACCGGGGCACAGGACCAGUGCCUGGACCUGGACAUCACUGGCACCCUGGGUGAGUUCACCAAUAUGAAGCUGAAGGGCUGCACCAGCCUCCCGCGCUGCCAGGACGGGCUGGGCUUCUACUCAGGCACCCGCGCCAUCCAUGCCCGCUGCUGCGACACGCCCCUCUGCAACCACCUGGACACAGAUUUCCAUGUAGAGGGCGAGUCGCACAACGGGCUGCAGUGCUACAGCUGCGUGGACGAGGAUGGUGUCAGCUGCACCAGCAACUCGAGCUCCACGGUGCCCUGCAUGGGGCACCACAACAUGUGUCUGGAGGGGAUCGGCCACAGCCGCACUGGUGGUGCCGAUUCAGGCCUGGUGACCUUUAAGGGCUGCGCCACCCCGGCCAUGUGCCAGAGCUCGCUGCUGGCCCUGGUGCAGGAGCUGGACGACGCCGAGGUCUAUUGCUGCACCAGGAGCCUCUGCAACACCCGCAUCAUGGACGGGCGGGUGGCUGAGGGGCGGCCCAGCCCCCCCACCCCCACCGGCCCCGUGACGUACCUCCCCCCCUCCCCCACUCUCUCCUCCACCCCUGAGCCAGACUGCAUCCUGGAGGAAGGCGAGGAGGAGGACGUGGUCCCCGUUGCUGGGGGCCACCCUCCGUUGGCAAGGAGCCAUGGCGACCAGGAGGCGGAGACCACCAAGAGUUCCGAAGGGCGGGGCUUGGAGGAGGGAGGGGCCUUUGCCGCCGUGGUGCCUACAGGCGGACCGGGUGUCACCCCGCACCCCAGCCACGUGGCGACAGGCGGCCACGGGACUGCAUCUGCCGAAGACCGCGACAACGCCAGCUCCAGGGACAACGCCUUCGGUGCGGGAGGGGCCUUUUCCGAGAGCAACGCCGCGCGGCCGACGGGCGUCCCUCACCCCGAUCCCGUGGCUAGAGGCGGCCCCGCUGCCGUCGUGCUGGAGGGGAGCAGCCGCUCAGAGCCCGGCACCAACGAGACACCGGAGAACGCCCGGGAGAUUCCAGCGGGCGCCGGCCUGGCCCACACAGAGGAGGAGGAAGAGGAGUGCGAGGAAGAAACCAAUUACUCUGCCUGGGACCACGUUACCGGUGAGGCCUUUGUCUCCGCCGGCAGCACCGAGUCCCCGCGGCUGGACCACAAUGACGACUCUACUGAGGCAUCAUCCCACAUCAGAGCCACCACAGGUCUCAGUGCCAGGAUCUUCAUUGCCGAAAGAGAUGGCCACAGCUCUGCCAAUUCACCGUCCGGUGCCGGCAGCACCACCGUAAGCCCCAGUGACGGGGUCGUUGCCGAAGGAGCUGGCCACGGCGCCACCAGUUCCCCAUCUCUCUUUGCCGCGGGCAGCUCCGGCACCGGAAGUCGCACCGGGUCAGCCAGAGAGAGCUUCGUGGCUGAGGGCAGCGCCACCUCGGCCCCUGACAGCUCAGCCGCAGCCUCUGGUGAGGCCCGCAGCACCGACAGCCCGACUCCCGGCUCCCCCAGCAACCGGAUCGACGCCGUAGUCCACAUCCCCUAUCUCGCCAGCAGGCAGAAUGAGAGCUUCUUCUCUGAGGACAAGGAGGGAGGUUCCAGCCAGCCCAGCGCCACUGCAGCCAGCCCCACCGGCCCCGUCCUGGCCACCGGAGGAGCCAGGGCCGGGUCCCACCGGGGGAAGAACAAGACCCUCUGCACCAAGCACCCGGGAGUGGCUCUAGUCGACCACGGCCUGUUGUCCCAAGACAUGCCGGCGCAGGCCGGGCAUGCCGCCCCUCCCAGCUCCCCAGAGACAGUCAGCAAGCCGGAGGGCUCAUUGGAGCGCACCGAGGGUGACCGGGACAGGCCAACCAUCUCCUUCCCCAUCACCUUGGAAACGCCCAACAACUCCCUGCGAGGUCCCCUGGGCAACGCCAGCGCCCCGGGACUGGAUCCGGUGGAGGGGCUUGUGAAGAACACCAGCGGCUGGCUGUACACCAACACCCCGGGGAAGCCGCGCCCACCCUACCCCAGUGGAGCCUCUGGCCUCGGCAGCAACCUUGGCCUCGUCACCCCCACGCUCCUGCUCGUGGUACUGCUACACUGAGCCCUGCGCGGAACCCAGGAGUCCGGGCUCCCAGCCCCCCCUGCUCUAACCCCCUAGACCCUGCCACUCCCUGCCCAGAAGCAGGGAGAGAACCCAGGCGUCCUGGCAUUAGUUCCACCCUUGCGCCACCAUAGCAUCUAGAGCCUGCAGCUGAGCGGAAAGAAAGCCUGGCCCGUACCGGAGCAGGCCGCCCGAGUUCUUUUGCAUUUGCCUGAGGGUGCAUCUGUGAAGGUGACACCAUCACCCCCUGCUGGCUGGAAUUGAAACUGCUCCCCCUGUGUGUCAUAGGCCCCAUAGUGCUAGUGGCAGAGGGAGAUUUCCCUCCUAGAACAGGGGGCUGGGAGCGCUGUAGUGGCUGCUGCUCCAAGGGGCCCUACCCACUCUGUAGGUAGAUAUGUACAGAUUGUCUCCAGCUGUAGACUGCCCUGUGAUAGCUCCAUUAACCCUUGAGAUGCUGGAGGGGUUGUUGUUGUUUUUUGCCUGUUAAAGGCCUGGAUUGGAAGAGGGGGUGCUACAUAACACAACACAGCACUGCCAGACCACACAUCCAUAGGGCCACACGGGCAGACAACAUACAAACACACACACCUCCACACUGCUGCUCCAAUACACAAACACACACACACACACACACACACUAUCCAAACACACGUACCUGGCAGACACACAAACACAAGUACACACAAGGCAGGCAGCGCGUCCAGACACACAGACAAGUUUAUUUUGCUAUCUAUGAAGUCUCCUAGGGCUUAAAUAUUUAUUCAAGAGAAACUUUACCCUAUCAGACAACAGCCCCUGGGGAUGGAGAGAGAGGGUCUCUCCUGUUUGCCCCCUUCCCCUUAGUGCCCCAUGUCGCAGGGGAAAGGGGGUGGCGUGGUCUCACCACUCAGCUAGUUGGCUGCCGAUAGGGCCGGUUACUGCCCUGUGGGGGGUGGAUUACCCACCACGCCCUCUCCCCCAGCAUCGCCCCAGCCAGUUCAAUGAUCCCCCCUCCGAGUUGAUGCUUAACUUAUUGCUGUGUCCUUUGGCAUGGGGACAGGACCGGAGCCCUGCACGGUCUGGCUCAGCUCCCCUCUGUUCUGCCUCCGUGGCACCCCCUGCCUGCAGGGCGCCCAAUAAAGACCUUUCCUUCCUA